CCAACUGCGGGACCUCCCACCCAGGAAGGGAUGGGGGAGACGAGCCGGAGUUCCGGCCGUCCCAGGUGUCGCAGUUUUAGCUUCUCACGAUAUUGAUGAAAAAGUAAGAAGAUGGCGAAGAGAAUGGCCUCGGAAUGCCUAACGGCCUUGUCUCAGAAAUUGUUAACAUUGCAAGAUGUGCUUGUAGACUUCACCCAAGAGGAAUGGAGCCUCUUGGAUCCUGCUGAGAAGGACCUUUUCUGGGAUGUGAUGCUUGAAAACUAUGAGAACUUUGUCUCUCUUGCAUGUUUCCAAAUGUUUCCUCAUGAGCCAGGACUUCCAGAUUCCAAACCACUUCUGAUUUCUCAUUUGGAGAGAAAAGAAGCACCAUGGCUGCCAAUGGAAGAAGUCCUAAAAAGCAUUUAUUUGGAAUUUUUUCCUGAACAUAAUACAUUUGGACUGGGAUACAUCCUCACUACACAACAGAAAAUUCCUGAAAAAAAAUGUAUCCUUGAAUAUGACAACCUUGGGAAGAGCUUCACUCUGUUUUCAGACCUAAGUGAACAGAAUAGAAUCUACUUAGGAGAGACACUGUCUCAGCAUAAGAAAUUCAAGAAGCCCUUCAUUCGCCAUUCAGAAUGUCUGUAUUACCGUAGGACAUAUGCUCAAGGAAAACAAUCUAAACAUGAUGAAGUUAGCAAAGACUUCAGCAUCAAUUCACAGGUUCCUGAACCUCAAAGUAUUUAUAGUGGUGAGGAGAAAGUUUUUGAAUGUAAUGAAAGUGGGAAAACUGACCACAGUAAACAAUACCUAACUGCAUACCAAACAACUCAUACUGGAGAGAAGCCUCAUAAAUGCAAAGAAUGUGACAAAAUCUUUAGUUCCUGGAUAAACCUUUUUCUACAUAAGAAAAUUCAUAGUGGAGAGAAAUCCUUCUUAUAUAAUAAAUGUGGCAAAGCCUUUAAACAGAAGCAACACCUUAAAAUCCAUGAAAUGAUUCAUGCUGGACAGAAGCCUUAUGCAUGUAAUAUGUGUUUGAAAGCCUUCAGUAAUAAAUGCUACUUAGACCAACAUAAAAAAAUCCAUACUAGUGAUAUGCCCUAUAAACGUAAUCAUUGUGGGAAAGCAUUCUUCCAGGAGUCACAUUUUAUUAAACAUAAGUUAAUUCAUACUAAAGAAAGGCCAUUUGGAUGUAAUGGAUGUGGGAAAGCUUUCAGAAGUAAAUACUACCUAAUUCAACAUAAAAAAAUUCAUUCUGGAGUGAAACCUUUCAAAUGUAAUGAAUGUGGGAAGACAUUCAGCAGUAAGAACUACCUAAUACAACAUAAAAAAAUUCAUACUGGAGGGAAACCUUUCAAAUGUAAUGAAUGUGGGAAAGCAUUUAUGAGUAAUAGCUAUGUAAUUCAGCAUCAAACAAUACAUGCUGGAGGCAAGCCUUUUAAAUGUAGUGAAUGUGGGAAAGCUUUCAACAAUAAACAAUACCUAAACAAACAUCAAAAAAUUCAUACCAGAGUGAAACCCUUCAAAUGUAAUGAAUGUGGGAAGUCUUUCAGCAGUAAUAGCUACCUAAUUCGACAUAAAAAAAUUCAUACAGGAGUGAAACCUUUCCAAUGUAAUGAAUGUGGGCAAGGCUUUAUGAGUAAUAGCUAUCUAAUUCAACAUCAGAGAAUCCAUAUGGGUGAAAAACCCUAUAAAUGUAAUGAAUGUAGUAAAACUUUCAUUAGUAAUAUACAACUAUCACAACAUAAAAGAAUCCAUACUGGAGAGAAGCCUCAUAAAUGUAAUGAAUGUGGAAAAGCAUUCAGGCAGAUGGCACAUCUUGAAACACAUAAAAAGAUUCAUACAGGUGAGAAGCCUUAUGAAUGUAAUGAAUGUGGGAAAGCCUUCAUCAGUAAUCAACAGCUAUCACGACAUCAAAGAAUUCAUAAUGGAGGGAAGUCCUAUAAAUGUAAUAACUGUGGAGAAGCCUUUAGUAGUAAUAGCUAUUUAACUCUACAUCCAAGAAUUCAUCCUGGAGAAAACCCCUAUAAAUGUAAUGAAUGUGGGAAAGCAUUCAGUAGUAAUAGCUACUUAACUGUACAUCAAAGAAUCCAUACUGGAGAGAAACCCUAUAAAUGUAAGGAAUGUGGCAAAGCCUUCAGGCAAAGUUCAUCACUUCUGCAACAUCAGAAAAUUCAUACUGGAGAGAAACCCUAUAAUUGUAAUGAAUGUGGGAAAGCUUUCAGUCAAAGUUCAUCCCUUAUGCAACAUCAGGUAAUUCAUACUGGAGAAAAACCCUACAAAUGUAAUGAGUGUGGGAAAGCAUUCAACAAUAACAAAUACUUGUCACGACAUCAAAGAACUCAUACUGGAGAGAAACCCUAUAAAUGUAAUAUAUGUGGGAAAGCCUUCAGUCGUAAUCAAAGGCUCUCAGGACAUCAACGACUCCAUAUUGGAGAAUUGUAAAUGUAAUGAAUGUGGGAAAGCCUUUUGCACCAAUUCUAAGUUUGAAACACACAAAGAGUUCAUUCUGGAGAAAGACCUGUUUAAAUAUAAUGAAUGCAGACGAGGCUUUAGGUUUGAGUCGAGACUCACAUAGUAUGAAUAUGAAGCCAUACUGGGAAGAGAUCUUAAGAAAUAAAAUGAGUGUGUGAAAGCCUGCAGAA
This is a messenger RNA of Trichosurus vulpecula (common brushtail), 2624 nucleotides long. Its product is annotated as zinc finger protein 260-like. The coding region runs from base 112 to 2424 and encodes 770 amino acids. Gene Ontology annotation, biological process: regulation of DNA-templated transcription. Lineage: Eukaryota; Metazoa; Chordata; Mammalia; Diprotodontia; Phalangeridae. The transcript is spliced from 6 exons. The record is from RefSeq and is a predicted model, not a curated record.